AUGGUCUGGAAUAUUUACGGUUUAUCGUUGUUGGGAAAAUCAUAUUUUGUAGGUAUAUAUUGAUAAUCACGAAUAUUCUAGAACUUGUUUGCAAUACCUGUAAAGUUAUAAAUACGCAAGCUGCAGAUCGCCACAUUAUUAUAUCCACCUAUUUAUUUAUUUAUCUUACAUAAAGUAUGAAUUAAUAUUAAUAUUGUUUCUAACAAAUUUCAAGAAAAAAAUGCGUAGAAUAAAAACUUGGCUUCGAACUUCUAUGCUGCAGGAAAGGUUCAACAACACCUAAAUAUUAUAUAUUGAAAAAGAAAUUUCUAAAUCUAUUAAUACUGAAACAAUUGUUAAUAUAUUUGCACAAAAAAAUAGAUAUAUACAAUUAAAAUAAAAAUAAUUUAGUAGCUAUUCAAUAUUUUAUUUUUUUAUAUUCCUAUUACCUAUAUAUAUGUAUAUAUAUAUAUUUGGUGCCUCAGCUAGAAUCAAAUAGGAGUAGCCACUACAGUUAGUAGUUGGAACCAUCGGAAACGACUAAAAAUAUUUGUUAAUGAAUAAGANAAUAAUUUUAAGUUAAUAUUUACUUAACUAGGAUGCAAAAGAAAAAGAUCCACACAAUCUUGAAUAUUUUGUUCCUACUGCAACCACAAGUGCUGAACAAAACAUUAAUGACACUAUUGAAACUAUUGAUAAUUAUUUUAGAAAAAAUGCUUUCUUUCCUGUAUUUGAUGCUAUCUUGAUAAAUCUGGAAAAAAGAUUUUCUACUGAAAGCCUCCAAAUGGCUACAGCUGUUGAUCAAUUUUUUCAAUUAAACUUUGAGGAAAGUCUUUUCUUUGUAGAUCAUUAUAAAAAAAGUAUCUUAUCAGUUUCUGAAAAUUAAUUUUUACUUACCUAUGCUCUAGUUUUCUAGUUUUAUUAAAAGUGAACAUGUAUUUUGUAUAUUUUUCAGGAUUUGAUGAAUGUAUCUAAAGAUGUACUACAGUCAGAAAUAGAAGUGGCAAAGAAUUGUAUAUUGCAGUCUACUGAUUAA
Messenger RNA from Cinara cedri, 1015 nucleotides. Lineage: Eukaryota; Metazoa; Arthropoda; Insecta; Hemiptera; Aphididae. The record is from the annotation of a GenBank genome assembly.